AUGCCGGAUUUUGAGCAUUUCGGAUUUUCUCACUCCAGAAUGAAUCCUGUAUUGGGAGAGCAUGUGUACCCGUUCCAGCAGAACCAGGUGACGGGCGUAUCGGACUCUGCGUCGUCGGGCUAUUGGACAGAUUCGGUGUAUGGCGCACCUGACUCGGGACUUUUCUUCGGCGAACACGCGGGUGGUAUUGGGCAAGAAGGGGUCACUGGGUUGGACCUGGGUGCGUUUCCUCCUUCAGGUGCAUCGUAUCUGCACUUGGGUAACUAUUUGCACCGGGGGUCUACGCCACCUCCAGCCGCCACUGCCCUGCGUAACGACCUGGGCUCCAAUAUAAGCGUCCUCAAAACUCUGAAUUUGCGCUUCCGCUGCUUUUUAGCCAAAGUGCAUGAACUGGAACGCCGGAAUAAAGUGUUGGAGAAGCAACUCCAGUUAGCUUUGGAUGACAGCAACGACAGUGGGGAGUGUGAGCACUAUAAGAAGCCUUUAACUCGAGAUGUUGGAGUUCAAACCGACUUUGUUGGGUUCAUUCCUAUAAGGCCAGACCUGAUACCCGUUCAGAACGCAAAUGACACCGCGUGUCUGUCCGGAGGCUUGCUGUCACCUAUAUUAAAUAGCACCAUCCUGCUUCCAGAGUCCUGUUAUAAAACAACCCAAGGAAACCUAACUCCAACAAGUCUGAAGGACUCCAAUUACAAUCUCACCCCUAACUUCCCCAUCAGCCCGGUGUCACCCAUUGAUCCAGCACCAAAAACAUUCAGCAAUAUUAACGGCAAAUAUGUCAACACUGGGAUUGGCUGUACAUCAAACCCCACAUCUAGAUUUCAUGCUGGGUCGCUCUGGUACUAUAAGAACACCCAGAUGUGCAGCACCGGGCGUGAGCCGCGCGUCGCGGGUACAGGUGUGCCAUCACGGGUGACUCCUCCAGACGGGGUGGGUGUCCAGAUUGACACAAUCACACCAGAGAUCCGGGCCCUGUACAAUGUGCUCGCCAAAGUGAAGAGGGAGAGAGACGAAUACAAACGAAGAUGGGAAGAAGAAUACACAAUGAGGGUGGAUCUACAGGAAAAGAUUGCAGAGCUUGAAGAGGACCUGCAGGAGAGCGAGGUGUGUCAGGAUGAGCUGUCUCUCAGGGUUAAGCAGCUUAAAACAGAGCUGGUUCUUUUCAAAGGUCUCAUGAGUAAUAAUCACUCAGAUUUGGACAGUAAGAUCCAGGAGAAGGCCAUGAAAGUGGAUAUGGACAUCUGUCGCAGGAUCGACAUCACAGCCCGCCUGUGUGAUGUAGCUCAGCAGAGAAACUGCGAGGAUAUGAUUCAAAUCUUCCAGCAAGUAGCCACACCUCCCUCAACCUUGACACGCUAUACUCGAAUACCAGCACCACAGACAACCAGAGGGAACGAGAGUGAUGAACCAAUAAGCAUUUCCGAGAGCGAGGAGAGCAGAAAUAAGGGAGUAGAGCUGUGUGGCUCAGCAGCCAGUCAGAUCAAUGAGGAAAUGCAGAGGAUGCUCAACCAGUUGCGUGAGAGUGAGUUUGAAGAUGACUGUGAUAGUCUUGCAUGGGAAGAGACUGAGGAAACUCUGUUACUCUGGGAGGAUUUUCCAGGAUGCACCUUCAGCGUUGAGACUCAAGGGGAGCAAGAGGAGUCCAUAGAGAAAGUGAUAAAGGACACAGAGUCUCUUUUCAAGUCCCGUGAGAAGGACUAUCAAGACACCAUAGACCAAAUCGAGCUGGAGUUGGCGACAGCUAAGUCCGAUAUGACAAGGCAUUUACAUGAGUAUAUGGAAAUGUGCAGCAUGAAAAGAGGGCUGGAUGUUCAGAUGGAGACCUGCAGACAAUUAAUCACUCACAGUGGAGACAGAAAGUCCCCUCUUCUCAUUUCGGUUUCUGUGGAAGAGGGAGAGGAUGCAGAGAGGGAGAGGAAGAAAGCAACUUCUGCAGCAAAUUCUGACAGUACUGAACCGUAUUAUGACAUGCAGUCAAACUCUGCUGGCCCGGAGCAAACAUGGAAAACAUCUUGA
Molecule: messenger RNA, 2016 nt
Organism: Xyrauchen texanus (razorback sucker)
Lineage: Eukaryota; Metazoa; Chordata; Actinopteri; Cypriniformes; Catostomidae
Product: non-homologous end joining factor IFFO1-like
Exons: 9
Coding region: 1-2016 (671 amino acids)
Source: RefSeq, a predicted model, not a curated record